Messenger RNA from Geosmithia morbida, 987 nucleotides. RefSeq names its product abhydrolase domain-containing protein 12. NCBI's taxonomy places the organism in Eukaryota, Fungi, Ascomycota, Sordariomycetes, Hypocreales, Bionectriaceae. The transcript has a single exon. The coding region runs from base 1 to 987 and encodes 328 amino acids. The record is from RefSeq and is a predicted model, not a curated record.
AUGGCUUCAGAGGCAGCUCUCAACGCCCUCGGCCACGCUGUGUCGGGAUCAGCCGGUGCCGCCACCUCUACUGCGGUCCUAUACCCACUCGACCUCGUCACGACGCGACUCAGGGCACAGAGCCAUCUUGACAAGAACACACAUUACGAUGGAAUUAUUGAUGCCUUCAAGAACAUUGUGCGAAACGAAGGACUGGGAGCGCUGUACAGUGGCGUCGGCGCCGACAUUGGCAAGUCGGUGCUAGACAGCUUUCUUUUCUUUGGCUUUUAUAACUAUCUGCGACGGUACAGCAGGCGGCCGCCUCCUGUUCUGCAAGAGCUGGCCUUGGGUUCCCUGGCUGGUGCGUGCUCCAAGGCCUGCACGACGCCUAUAUCUAACGCCGUCACGCGCACGCAGACUUCUGCCAUGGGCAAGGAAACAGUGAGCGCCAUGAUAAAGGGCAUGUACGAGGAGUCGGGCCUUCAAGGACUCUGGUCUGGCUAUUCUGCUACCCUGGUCCUAACCAUCAGCCCGGGAAUAACCUUCUUUGUCAACCGCCGCCUUGCCCGACGUGUCAUCCCGGCCCUUGAGGAGGAAGAUAUACCUGUAGCAUGGGCGGCCUUCCUGACGGCAGCUCUCAGCAAGGUUGUAGCUACAGCCCUGACGUAUCCCUUCCAGACUGGCAAGACAAGGCUGCAGAUGGCGUCAUCCACCGGCAAGGACAAAAAUGUGGACGAAGAGGGUUCUCCUGCAGGCCCUAAAGAUGCAUCUGCGCUCAUGGUGCAGCGCACAAAGCAAUUUCUUAAUGGUACCAUCUUUGGCAUAAUCCUGCGUAUCCUUCACCGGGAAGGUCUGCGCGCCCUGUACGACGGCUUGUCCGGUGAGCUCCUGAAGAGCUUCUUUAGCCACGGCCUCACAAUGUUCACCAAGGGCAUCCUCCACAGGCUCAUUGUGCGCCUGUGGCUCACAUACAGCCCCCAGUUUCGCCAGAUGUUACAGAACAAGUAG